This is a messenger RNA of Rhizophagus irregularis DAOM 181602=DAOM 197198, 959 nucleotides long. RefSeq lists its product as uncharacterized. Lineage: Eukaryota; Fungi; Glomeromycota; Glomeromycetes; Glomerales; Glomeraceae. The record is from RefSeq and is a predicted model, not a curated record.
GCAGUAUUACGUAAUCGUGAAAUACCAAAUAAUAUAUAAUCCUCGCGUGUAUACAAUAAUUUUCACCUUUUUUUCUAAAACUGACUAAAAUGGAUAUUGAAACCGCAAGGUCCGAAUUAACACUUUAAACUCUAGAAAUUAUGGGCUACACGAAUUAUUAUUGGAAAUAAGCGAAGAGAAUGAAAGUGUACUGGGGGAAAUGGUAGAACAUUUAUGAAAAAGCACCAGAUGAUCUUGCAAAUUCUAUAGUUGUCCUAAAGAGUCAUGCGGAACGAUUAAUUAAAAUAAUGAAAGAACAAAUUCUAUCAAUAAAAGUGUUUUUAUUUUAAUGGGUGAAUUAUUAAAAAUAUUAGAAAACAAAAACGCCUUAAGUGACUAUCGCGAUUGGAUCACGUAUUUUAAUCUUGCAUUAGAAACGAAGUUAGAACCAAAGAUAUGGUCAACAGUAAAGUUUGCCGUAUAUAGGAAAGUUACGGAUGAAAAGGAGAAUUGCGCUGAAAGGGAAAAAGAACCUAUUUCACAACUGGAAAACGUUUUAAAGGGUGUCAACAUGUCAAUUUAUGAAUACGAACUGUUAAUAUGGAUGAAAGAUAAAAGCAACCGCGAAUUCCAUAAAGAUAAACGGCAAACUCGAAAACAGGCGGAACUUCAACUUAAAGAAUCUUUUCCUAAAGACAUGAUGGUUUUAAAGGAACCUUUACAAAAGGGUUUGACGCUCUCAAUGUCUGGGAUGAAUAAGGAGAAAAACUUUUUAAACAUUACUUAUCACUCAAUAUAAUAAUUUCACACUGUAGAAGCACAAUAUUUGCAUUCGUGAUGUAUAUCUGAUUCACACAUCAACAUAGAUUAGAUACAUCAUAAACAAGCUAUAUCUUUUUUUACUUAUUUAUUUCUGUACAUGUAAGCUUAUUCUUUCUGCAUUUUUAUCCAACAAAUAAAACAAAAUUUAUAUUUGCAAA